UCGUUAUGUGGCUAUUCCAUGGGGCAAAUUAAUGCAGUAGCAUUUGAAACCUGAAAAACCUUGCUGAACAUUCUAGAAUCUACUGUGGUGUCUCUAAUAAGCAACUGUUAACCAUGAGUUGGUUUGAGACCACAGCAUUCACUUCCCUUGCUCGUUCAGCUCUGAAAGAAGCCCAGCGAACUAUAGACAAAGCCCUUGACAUCAGAGAAACUGAACCAUCUGAGACUGGAGAAGCUAUUCAAGACCCAACUUUGGCAAAAUUGAAGGAAGGAUCAGACAGCUUUUUUGCAGAGUUUGGUUUUGGCUCCAGGACAUCCACUGAUCCAAAGGAUUCCCAAUCAUCAGAAGGUGACUUGGACUCGAGCAACCCAAAAGCUGGCAAUGCUAACUUAACAUCCAGCCUCUGGGGUUCAUUCACUGCAUCUUUUUCCGAGAAUACCAGUCUGAGCACAAGCAUUCCAGCAAGUAAAGAGAAGAACAUUGUGGCAGUUCAGCCAAUUCCUAGUUCAAAAAAGACCAACUUAACUCCAUAUGUGGAUCAAACUCCCAACAUAGCCAAUAAACCUGAAAACAGUAACAAUAUUCCCACAUUUGACUCUAUUGUCUUACAGACAUCUUCCACUCAUCCUGCCUCAGCUAGUAAUAAAGAAACAUUUGGUUCUUUAUUUUCUACAAAUUCCCCAAUUCCUCAUAAUGUCACUCCUGCUUCAUCCAUCACAAGUAACACUAUUCCUGACAAUGAUGUUGCACCAUCGCGCGUCUCCCUAUGGGAAGAACCUGCGCCAAACCCCAACAAAUUCCCCGACACGACGUUGUCUGUGGCGUCUGCUGGCACCCUGCAGGAGGUUGGGGCUGAAGAGGUCGACUGGGGCUGGGGAAGCGGCUUUAAUGAGUCCAUAAUUGACGAUAUCAUCAAAGAAAACUUGGAUGAUGAUAGAAGAACAGAUAUUGCUGGUUCUCGAGAAGAAACCCAAAAGUCUACUGUUGUCCAAGAAGAAAUCUCACUCCAUCAUGUAACGCAAGCUUUGGGAGACUCUCUUGAGAAGGAAACGAUGGCGACCGAUUCUGACACCUUAGUCGGGACCAACGAAACGACACGAGAAUCUAUUCAAUGCGGCCACGCAGGAUCUAUUGGCGGAUCUGUAAUGAUCGAUCAGAAAAUAUCUCCGGAAUCAGAGCAGAGCGACGCGGCUGAGGUCUCAAGUCCAGACGAGAGCAUCUCUGCCAGCAGCACCAAACCCUUGAGUUUUGAAAGCCGUAGCAGUGAUACGGAGACUAUCACCACUCGUAGCAUUAGUGGUGAAGAAAGCAUUAGUAAUAAACUAUAUUCUGCCAGCACCUCUUCCGACUCUUUUGCCGUGAUCACAACUGUUGCUUCCUCGUCUUCUUUUGAUGCCAGCGAAGAAUUUCAGAGUCCUCAAUCCCCUUCUUCUGUAAGUAUUGAAGAUAAUUGUGGCUCGGCUCCCAAGUUUCCAGUUCAGGAUUCCAAAAAUCCCUCUACAUUUAUGAACACUUCUACUCAGCGCAGCGACGUUCCAUUGACUGUCCAACCUUCGAAAUCCCCGCUGAAAAUAUUAAACACUUCUUCAGUUAUUGAAUCUCAAGUGACAAGAAGCGAAACUGCUGGACAUCGCUGGGGCAGCUCAAGCAACACAUCAGAUUCAGAUGAGAGUGACGGUAGUUCAGUUCCUGAGACGACCGUCGAGGUGGUCACUGCAACCAUCACAACUCAGCCCAUGGCUGCCGAGACCUCCUCCUCCUUUAACUGGGACAACCAGAAAUGGGAUUCAUGUUCCGAGGAUUUGUCGGCUAGUGAGAGCGUCUACAGCUCCUCGAGCGUCGUGACGCUCGUUGAGAGCAGCGGGAUAUUGACAGCGGACAACACAAUGCCGGAACCACAGAAACUUUCUAGUCACUCGAAUAUUUAUUCAGAGAGUACAGCAACGGGAUGUGACCAGAGUCUGUUAGACUCAGGAUUUUCAGCUGUCUCUAUGACGGAAAACGAACUUUUAUCUGAGUCUACGUCGUGGAUUCCAACUGCGUCCUGUUCUAUACUUAAUGAUGAAGUCAUACCUGUAACGUGUUCAAGUAUUCUUGACCAAAACAUUUCAUCAAAAAUCAAUCGUCAAGCUGAUCAAAACGAGACUAUAAACGAUAUUACCUCGACAGUCUUGGAUGAGAAGGAGCAGAAGAAUGAUGAUGGUUUAUCAAGCUUACCUAUUGUCACCAAUGACGCGUUGAUGUCCGAUUUGCCUUGCAGUAUCGCAUUGGAUGUUUCUGUUGAGAGCGGCGGCAGCUCGGAAACUAUCACGGCAUCCAUGGACUCAACUGCUUUGGUUGGCAUGUCUGGUGACGAUGGAGACUGGAGCUCGCUGGGUGAUGAGACUCCGGUGCCACAUUUGCUUAAAGAAGCUAUGGGAGAGACUGGCAAAUUGUGCGACAAGUUCACUAACCACGAAAACCCUGGCCUGUCAAGCGGAAAAUUCGGGGAUUUUGACGAUCAGGAACGGAACGGCGAGAAUUUUUCGCAUGUAGAUUAUUUUGAAACGCCGUGUGAGGAUACUUCCAAGAAUCACAAUCAAGAUCCGGCUAUAAGCAGUCCUAUAAACUUCAAUGCAAGUUGUACCGAUGAUCUGGAAAUGAGAAAUAAAAUAGAAAACGAAAAAAUCAGCAGCGGAGGGAAAUGUCAUCCUGAGCGUCGGGAAUCUUCUGAAUGCCAUGAAAGUGCCAUUCAGUUGCCGGACGCUGAAAGAGAUUCUAGUCCAUCUUCUUCUGAUAGCUUGACGUCGGAGAUGGUUAAGGUGGGAGGCUCUGAUGAAACUUCGGGGCACACCUCGGGAGACGACUUUGAGACGACCACUUCUUCUGACAUCGAGGUUAUAUCCAGCCCGAGUUUGGACGGCGUGAGCGUGUACAAUGGAAUGUACAACAACCUGGGGGCUUCUGGCAGCGCAGCAAACGGACCAUUUCUCGGCCCCGCCCACAGCACGGCAUCGCGCGUCUGGCAGUCGGCGCAACAACGAUUUAAAUCUCUGCUUGUGGAACCAACGAACACGAACAAUAGUAGUGACUCGAUGGUAUCACCCUCCAUGACCGCGAGCUUCACGAGCAUCAGUGAGAGCGAGGGGGCGGGGGAGGCGUGGGGGGUGCUCGGGGGGGCGACGUCUCCCCCCCGCGUCAGGGUGAAGAAAGGGGACGCGGGUUCCCAACAUUACUUCGAGAGAGGUCACACGAGGAAUGAGAGCACACUGAGCGAGACCAGCGAGAGCUCCUCAGAGCAGCUCGCUCCUGACUGGGAGAAGCUCAGCAAGCGCGUGGGCGAGCUGAGCGAAGUGCUGGAGGUGAGAGAGCAGCGACUGCUGGAGCUGAGUCAGCAAAACGUCUCAAUUCAAGAGCAGAACCAGGCACUGCAACUGAGAGUGCAGGAGCUGGAGGCGGCUGGAGGAGGUGGCAUGGAGGGCAUGGAGGCGCUACGGGAGGAGUUCACCCAGCGACUUGCCACCAUGGAGAAAAAAUUCCAGCAAGCUUUACGAGAGAAGGAAACUCUUACUAGACAGCUCGAGACAUUAAAAAUGGACUCUGCGACGCGGCUGAGCAGCAGCGAAGUGCAGGCGCAGCUACAGGAGCGCGACACGGUUAUUGCUGAGCUGCGCGCUGAGGGAGAGAAGCUCAGCAAACAACAGCUCAGUUACUCCACUACCAUCAAGAAGCUGAGAACUAAAGAAAAAGAACUCGAUAAUAUAUUAAGAAUGUGCAGCUCAAAGGCCGAGAAUCAGCAGCUUGAGAUCGAGCGUCAGCACCGUCAGCUGCUGGCCAAGUGUGAGGUGGAGCGACGUCAGGUGAGCGCCAUCACGCAGCUGACAGUGCAGCUGCAGCAGAUGCAGGAGCAGAUGAAGGCUGUUACAGCUGAUGCAGCUGAAACUCAGGGCAAGAUGGACGUGCUAAGAGAUGCACUUGAUGCUGCUUACAGAGAACUUGGCGAAGCGAAACGUCAGGACUCUGCACGGGCUGCAGAGCUUGCUGAGCAGACUCUGAGUGCAGAAGUAGGCGCUAAGCAGCAGCUGCAGGAAGCUCUGCUGCAGCAGCAACGUCUUGCCAGCAAGGAGAAGCAAUCGCUGCUCCUGCAGAUCGAGGAGCUGCAGGAUGAGAAGGAACGCAUCCAGCAGACUGCAGACCGGUUUGAGGCGGAAAAGAGCGCCGCCGCCAUGGCUGAGCGCCACAGGAGCACCAGCGAGCAGAGCGCUCAGGCGCUCGUGCAACAAGCAGCCAUGCAGACCCAGGUGGAAGGCCUGAAGGCUGAGAACGCCUCCCUGGCUGCCAGAGUGCAGAGUCUGGCGUCGGCCGUGUCGAGACUUGAGGAAGAGAAAGCGAGCUGCCGAGAUGAAGCCAGCUCAACGCGCGCCAGCUUAUCUCAGGAGCUGAGCGCUGCAAAAGCUGAGUGUGAGAAGCUCAAGUCUCAGCUUCAGCUCGAGCUGACCGCGCUUGAAGCUGAGAAGAAGCGCAAUGAGUCGCUUCAGCAGCACAUCGCUGACCUGGACAAGAAGAAAAAGCGCAACGAGUCGCUUCAGCAGCACCUCGCUGACCUGGACAACAAGAAGGGCGGUGGUGGCGGCAGCGGUGGCGGGGGCUGCAGCAGACAGUCGUCCCCGACGCCUUCUCUGUCCCGCCUCUCCAUCUCUGGCUCCAUUAACUCCUUCAUGGCCGGCAAUUAUGCGGACGACGUGUUCGAGGGCGUGGGUUGGGGCGGGACUCUACGGCAGCAGUCCUCCCUGUACGAGGCUCUCAGGGGCGGCGCCGCGACCACCGUCGAGGCGCUCACGUCUUCUCUCUCCCAGCGCGAGGGUGAAGUGCACUUGUUGCAAAGUGAGAUGGCGCGACACGAAGCGCAGCGAGAGAGUCUAGCAGCUGAACUGCUGCAGCUGACCGAGCAAGUGCAUCAGCUGCAGCAGCAGCUCAGUGAUCACAAGCAUCUGAAGCAGCAACUACAAGAUGUUUCUCAGAAAUAUAAUGCAUUACUUCAAAUGUAUGGUGAAAAGGUGGAAGAAGUCGAUGAACUGAGGUUGGACUUGGCGGAUGUCAAAGAAAUGUACAAGGCUCAGAUUAACCAGCUGAUGAAGCAGUGAGGGCCUCUCGUCCUUAGCUUGUGAAUGCCUAGCUUCCAUAUAAUAAAAGGAUAUUAUUACUAUAUUUAUUGAACACUACGGCCAUGCUGCGAUCAUAAAUUAGUGACAGCUAUGACUUCUUCAAAUGCUUCUUUAAUCUUCUUUAUAAUCUACUGACAAAUUUAUUUAUAUAUAUUUGUAUAACUUUUUCCGCUGGCAACAACUGGGAUAUUUUCAGUUGUUGGAUCCCGCUUAAGAACCGAAAUAAUAAACACGUAGUAGAGAACCGAUUGAGAACCAAAAUGAUAAACACGUAGUAGAGAACCGCUUAAGAACCAAAAUAAUAAACACGUAGUAGAGAACCGCUUAAGAACCAAAAUAAUGUGUACGUAUACACAUGGUAGAUAAGGGUGAAAAUAUUGCAGUUUGUUUUGUGUUUAUAAGGUUUAUGUUUUUCAUAAUUUGUAUUGUUAAUAUGGCGAUGUUAAUUAUCUACAUU
Molecule: messenger RNA, 5601 nt
Organism: Hyalella azteca
Lineage: Eukaryota; Metazoa; Arthropoda; Malacostraca; Amphipoda; Hyalellidae
Product: TATA element modulatory factor
Exons: 25
Coding region: 114-5123 (1669 amino acids)
Cellular component (GO): Golgi apparatus; endoplasmic reticulum
Source: RefSeq, a predicted model, not a curated record